Tripterygium wilfordii is the source of this 1152-nucleotide messenger RNA. Its product is annotated as probable aspartic protease At2g35615. The record is from RefSeq and is a predicted model, not a curated record. Lineage: Eukaryota; Viridiplantae; Streptophyta; Magnoliopsida; Celastrales; Celastraceae. Gene Ontology annotation, cellular component: extracellular region. The transcript has 2 exons. Bases 1 to 1152 code for a protein of 383 amino acids.
AUGAAUUCUUUUAGCUUCGAUCUUAUUCAUCAUGAUUCAAAACUAUCUCCAUUUUAUGAUCAAUCUAAAACUGAGUCAGAACGUUCGAAAGAAGCUCUUAUCCGUUCCCUCAAUCGCCUCAAUCGUUUCAAUUCAUCUAUGUUAGGGGAUGCAAAAUAUGUAGAGUCUGAUUUAACUAUCGGGGACUAUCUCAUGAGUAUUUAUAUAGGUACGCCAAAGGAACGAAAUGUUACACCAAAAAAAAAACUUGUUAUCCCAAGCAUGUCCAGUGGCCUUACCUGGAUACGAUGUGGCCCUUGUUCUUCCAACUGUAACAAUCAACAUCCAUCACUUUAUGAUCCAACAUCGUCAGAAACCUAUCACGAUAUUCUGUUUGACUCAAUAGUGUGCAAAGGUCUAGUAGUUACUAAGCGUGGAAAAUCAAAUGUGUGCCAAUAUGAGUAUCAUUCUGGCGAUAAAUUCUCCUCUGGAGUGCUUGGCGCUGAGACCUUCAACUUAAAAUCUCCAGGGCCUUUGUCACUGGUUUCUCAAGUUGGAAACAAAGUUGGCGAGAGUGCUAACAAAUUAUCCUACUGCUUGGUUGAGAAGCCAUUAGAGUUACAUAGUAAAAUAAAAUUCGGAUCGGAUUUAACUCUCUACAAACAAAACACAGAAUAUACAAUUCAAUUUAAGCCUUCUCCUCCUCAUACCAGCUACCAUCUCAACCUUGAAGCUAUUAGUGUUAACGAUGAGAAAAUAGAGAUACCAAAUAAAAAACAUGAUAUGAUAGUCGAUAUUCAGACAUCCUUGACAUCAUUGCCUUCAAAUAUAUACAAUGAAUUCAUCGCCAAGGUUAAAAAACAUUUUGGCGACGCAACUUCAAUCGAGGAGCCGGAACACGGCACUUGCUUCCUCAAACGUGAAGUCGACGGCCUCGAUAGACCCAAAGUUGUGUUUCAUUUUUCUGGCCUAUCCGAAUCCCAUGGAGACUUUCCGGUGAAUCCUUCAACAAUGUUUGAGGAAAAUGUUGACUACAUGUGUUUGACAAUAGUCCGAAAAGAUGAAAUUUCGAUUCUAGGGAACAGGGCACAAGUAGACGUUCAGAUGAUAUUUGACCUGUCAGCCCAUUCCCUCACUUUUGCUGCACUUAAUUGCAUCAAAGUUUCAUAUUAA